Molecule: messenger RNA, 2952 nt
Organism: Hemicordylus capensis (graceful crag lizard)
Lineage: Eukaryota; Metazoa; Chordata; Lepidosauria; Squamata; Cordylidae
Gene: FCHSD1
Product: FCH and double SH3 domains 1
Exons: 20
Coding region: 216-2339 (707 amino acids)
Biological process (GO): regulation of actin filament polymerization; neuromuscular synaptic transmission
Cellular component (GO): recycling endosome; neuromuscular junction
Molecular function (GO): protein binding
Source: RefSeq, a predicted model, not a curated record
UUGCUUCAGCCACAGCACCUUCCCAGUAGGCUAGGCGAGUCGAGUGAGUGAGCAGCAGGACUCUUCCUGGGCUGUGGGCGGCUCCAGCUUCGCAAGUACGUGAUGCAGACCCGGGGAGGAGUCGGGCGAGACAAAUCGCAGCAGUUCCGGGCUCUUCUCCUGGGUCACAGUCGUUUGGAGCUGGUUAACUGCGGGGCGUCCAGGAGCCCGGGGCAAUGCAGCCCCCACCCCGCAAAGUUAAGCUAACCCAGGAGGUGAAGGUACGCUUCAUAGAGCAACUGUCCAGCCUGCAGAAUAAACAUCAACGGGAGCUGGAACUCCUAGAAGACAUCAGGUCCUACAGCAAGCAGCGAUCCGCUAUUGAGAGGGAGUAUGGGCAGGCACUGCAGAGAUUGGCAAGUCCAUUCUUGAAGAGAGACUGGCAGCGGGGCCAGAGUGACAUCAAUGACUCCAGAAGUAUCUUUUUGGUCUGGAAGAGAGUCAUUGAGGGCACAAUAUGCUCGGGCCAGUCCAGGAUUGCUGCCUCAGACAAUUAUCGCAGUGCAAGCACAGAUGCAGCUAAAAUGGUUCGAGUAUCAAAAGAGCACUUGCUCAAAAAGGGCAUGGAACGACUACUGAAUACACAGACUGAGCUGCUGGAGACAGUGAAGGAAGUCAGCAAAACCAAGAAGCAAUAUGUGCAUCUACAGCGGGCAAAUGAAGUAGUCCGAGAGAAGGCUGCUGAUAUAGAUGCCAGGCUCAGGAAGAGUGACCAUGGCAUAUUUCAUACCAAGGCCAGCUUGCAGAAGCUCAGUGCCAAGUUCUUGACACAAUUGGCAGAGAAUUCACAGCAGCUUGUGGUGGCACGGAAUGAGUACCUUUUAACACUGGCAGCUGCCAAUGCCCAUCUGGAGCACUACUACCACGUGGAGCUGCCCACUGCCAUGAAGAUCCUAGAUGGUGACCUUUAUGAGCGACUCCAAGACCAGCUUACUCUGAUCAGCAAGACAGACUUGGAGACCUGCCAAGGCAUGCAGGAACUCUUCCAGGGUAUUCUAGAUGCAUCUGCACAGGUGUGCCGGGAGCAGAAUCUCAUCCUCUUCUUGCAAGCUAAUCCUGUCUUUUCAGCAAUGGUCAUGCAGCCCUUCCACCCAGCAGGAGCUGACCAGAUUUCUCUCCUGGAUGUUGGUGGCAGCAACAUUGGAGAGAGUGAACUGAAAAAGGAAGCACGCCGCUGGGCCACUAGAGCAGCCAGAGACUAUAAAAUACAAACUGUCAGUACACAGCUUCUGCAGAGAAUGGAAACCAGGAGACAGCAGAUCCCUGAAGCAGAGAUGGCCAGCAUGGAGAAAAGGAUGGAAGAAGUAAGAGAGAACAUCCGGAAGGCAGAGAUCAGCAAAGUGAAAUCUGAGGCACGAUUAGCACUGCUGCGUCAGGCUGGCCUUGAUGUAGACACCUGGCUAGCGAGUGCCAUGGGGCAGGUGCUAGACGAAAUGGAGCAAGAGCGGCGGCUGAGUGAAGCCCGCAGGUCUGAGAGAGGAUCGACUCCUAUGCAGGCAGAAGAAUUUGAUCUUGCCGAUUUUGAAGAUUAUGAUGACAGCACAGAAUUGUUUGAGGACACAAGGCCAAGCCCAAAUAUGGCUCGUGUCUAUCCUUCUUCCUGUAGAGUUUUCUUCCCAUACCAGGCCUGCCAGUCUGAUGAGCUGUCCAUUGUCCAGGGGGAGGAGCUGGAGGUCAUUGAAGAUGGUGACAUGGAGGAAUGGGUCAAGGCACGUAACAGAGCAGGACAGGUUGGGUAUGUCCCUGAGAAGUACCUCCUGUUUCUGGAUUCGAUAAGCAGGGAGUGCACAGCCCCAGAUGGGAACAGCCAAGAAGGGUCCUCCGAUAUGGCAUUGGAGAGGGAGCUGACGAACAUCAUGAGCAUGGACCUGAUGCUGGAGCCUGGAGCUCGGCUGGUACGAGCCCUCUAUGAUUAUGAAGGGCAGAGUGCAGAGGAACUCAGCUUCCCUGAGGGAGCCAUCAUCCGAGUGCUGACCCGGGAGGAGGGAGCCAUAGAUGAUGGCUUUUGGAAAGGAGACUUCAAUGGGAGGGUUGGAGUCUUCCCGUCAUUGGUAGUUCAGGAAAUAACCGGCACUCAGGAAAGAACAGAGCAGGAACUGCUCUCACCAUCUCCUCCAGCCUUCUCCCCUCCGAUUCUUGUUCAUAGUGCAGCAUCUCCUGAAGUUCUACUGGGAGGUGGCUGGCAAGGAAGUGGGCACGGUUCUACUGACCUGAAUGUGCCACGUUUUCGCCCAGUUCGGGUUCCCCCACCUCCACCAUCUACAGCCCCAAAAGCUGAUUCACUGUCUGGCCAUGAUUAACACUAUAUCUGCUGGGGACUAGGCUGCCAGAGAAGGCCCAGGUGCCCCUAAGCAAAGCAGUUUCUGCUUGGAGCUGUUGAGUGUAUCUAGCUGCUUUGGAGCCCUCAUUCCCAAGCACCAGCAAGUAAACAGUGUGACUGUGCUAGGAGGAAUUGCUGCUUCUCUGGUGACAACCCUCUCUCCCAUAGCCACAGUUGCCUCUACCACAACACAUGAGGAAGUGCCCAGAGAGACUGGCUGUUCCAGAAGGUUUCAACAAGGAAUGGUGUCAUGUUCCCAUCUCCGUACUGUGACUGAGAACUCAGAAAUGGCAGGACCCACCUUGAUAUUCCUUGAGUUACCACUAGAGGCUAUACAAGCACUUUCCCUCCUGUCUGUGGGUGGGAAUGGGAGCUGGACUCUCCCUUUGCUUUAAAUGCUGCUAGCUGGCAUCUGUUUGCACUUUGCCUAUCAGAACUAUUUUGCACCCCUUGCAAUAAGUACAAUGGCAGGAUGGUUCUUGGGCAGCCAUUAAUUCUUUACAGUCCCCUGAAGAGUGGGCUGGCUCCUUCUGCUGGUUCUUUGAGGAGGAACAGCUGGGUGGUUGCUGACCCAAUAAAGAGACCUCAUUGUG